This is a messenger RNA of Cheilinus undulatus (humphead wrasse), 1852 nucleotides long. It is a transcript of the gene ciao3, whose product is annotated as nuclear prelamin A recognition factor-like. Gene Ontology annotation, molecular function: 4 iron, 4 sulfur cluster binding. The transcript is spliced from 11 exons. The record is from RefSeq and is a predicted model, not a curated record. Gene Ontology annotation, biological process: iron-sulfur cluster assembly. Bases 23 to 1453 code for a protein of 476 amino acids. Lineage: Eukaryota; Metazoa; Chordata; Actinopteri; Labriformes; Labridae. Gene Ontology annotation, cellular component: cytosolic [4Fe-4S] assembly targeting complex.
CACUUUACGGCAGUCCUAAACUAUGGCGUCUCACUUCAGCGGUGUGCUACAGCUGACAGACCUCGAUGAUUUUAUCACCCCCUCACAGGAAUGUGUCAAACCAGUCAAGGUAGAGAAGAAACAAGGUAAAUCUGUGGCCAAAAUUCAAAUAGAAGAUGAUGGAAGUUAUGUCCAAGUCAGCCAGGAUGGUGGGAAGCAGAAGCUGGAGAAAGCAAAGAUCACCCUGAAUGACUGUUUGGCGUGCAGCGGCUGCAUUACUUCGGCUGAAAGUGUUCUUAUCACGCAGCAGAGCCAUGAAGAGCUCUUCAAAGUGCUACGUAACAACAAGGCCAGUGAGACAGAGCAGAAGGUGGUGAUUGUAUCCGUGUCCCCACAGUCCAGAGCCUCUCUUGCAGCACGCUAUGACCUCAGCAGCACUGAGGCUGGCAGGAGGCUUACAUCGUUCUUUAAAGGCCUUGGGGUUCAUCAUGUGUUUGAUACAAGCUUUAGUCGGACCUUCAGCCUGCUGGAGAGUCAGAGGGAGUUUGUGGAGCGUUUUCAGAGGAAGGAGCAGGACAGCAAGUGUCUGCCCAUGCUGACAUCGGCCUGUCCAGGGUGGAUUUGCUACGCUGAGAAGACUCAUGGAGAGUUUAUUCUGCCUUACAUUAGCACCACACGAUCCCCACAGCAGAUGAUGGGCUCUUUGGUGAAGGGUUACUUUGCUGAACAACAGGGUCUCAGCCCACAACAGAUUUACCACGUAGCAGUGAUGCCCUGCUUCGACAAGAAACUUGAAGCCUCGAGGUCGGACUUCUACCUGGACAAAGCGGAGACCCGAGAAGUGGACUGUGUCAUCACUUCCGGUGAGGUUCAGAAAAUGCUGGAGGAGAAAAAUGUUUCUCUAAAUGAUGUGGAGCCUGCACCCCUGGAUCCACUGUUUAGCAUUGUGAAUGGGGAUGAGUUCCUAAAGCAUGCUGGGAGCGGGUCAGGUGGUUACCUCCAUCAUGUCUUCACUUACGCAGCCAAGCAGCUGUUUGGAGAGGAGGUGAAGGAGCUCACCUACAAGACUCUGAGGAACAAAGACUUUCAGGAGACGACCCUAGAGAAAGAUGGGAAAGUUGUGUUGUGCUUUGCUUCCACAUAUGGCUUUCGCAACAUCCAGAAUCUGGUGCAGAAGCUCAAGAGGGGGAAGUCGCCAUACCACUUUGUAGAAGUUAUGGCAUGUCCGUCAGGUUGUCUAAAUGGUGGCGGACAGGUGAAGCCGUUACCCGGUCAGAACCCAAAGGAGCUCCUACAGAAGGUAGAGGAGCUCUACAAAUCAGAGCGCCCCCUGUCUCCAGAAGAUGACUCUCAGGCGGCUGAGCUGUACCAGACUUGGCUCCACAGUGUCGGGGAGGAGAGAGCCAAAGAGCUGCUGCACACACAGUACCACACUGUGGAGAAGAUGACAAACGGACUCACCAUGAAGUGGUGAAGACGCCCUUUGUCUCUACAGAAUUUUACUUUGAAAGAGCUUUUAUAAACGCACACUGACAGAGACGUCCAUAUUUCUGUCUCCCUUAGAAGGAAAGACAAAUAUGAGCAGGUUUUCCCACUUUUCUUCUUAUCCAGAAGAUGCCUGUGUCUGAAAAGCUAAAGGACCAUGGUUUAGAAAAAAGACACAAAACUGAAACUGAGGCAAAUCAUUUACAAGCACUGAUCAUUUGCACUGAUACUGACUGUCCUUUAAAUCAAUAGUACAUAGCUAGAAUGUUUGGCUCCUGUUACACCUCAGAAUGUAAGCCAAAGUAACACAAAGUUUAUCAUUCCUCGUUCAUUUCACUUUAUGGCUGUGUAUAUACAGAGAGAGAAAUAAAGACAGUAUUUAAUUGUA